AUGAGUACCGGAGCUGGAAUCGUGGGUGCACCAACAGCAGCAGCUCUUUCAAGCGGCGGCGGGAACGUGGAGUGGCACGUCAGACCACCGAACCCUAAGAACCCUGUCGUCUUCUUCGACGUCUCUAUCGGUGGAAUCCCCGCCGGUCGCAUCAAGAUGGAGCUUUUCGCCGACAUUGUCCCCAAAACAGCUGAAAACUUCAGGCAGUUCUCUACUGGGGAACUCAGAAAAGCUGGAAAGCCUCUGGGUUACAAAGAAUGUCAGUUUCAGAGGGUCAUCAAGGAUUUUAUGAUUCAAAGUGGUGAUUUUCUUAAGAAUGAUGGUAGUGGAUGCAUGUCGAUUUACGGCCACAAGUUCGAUGAUGAGAAUUUCACUGCUAAACAUACUGGACCUGGACUUCUCUCCAUGGCAAAUAGUGGACCAGACUCAAAUGGGUGUCAGUUCUUCAUCAGCUGUUCAAAAUGCGACUGGCUUGACAACAAGCAUGUUGUAUUUGGGAGAGUGCUUGGAGAUGGUUUAUUGGUGGUACGCAAGAUUGAGAACGUGGCUGUUGGACCAAACAACCGGCCUAAACUUGCUGUUGUAAUUACAGAGUGUGGGGAGAUGUGAAAUCAUUUAGCCAUAAAUUUUCUCACCCAAAACAUAAGAACUUUCUGCUGAAGGAGGAAUGUAUUGAGCGCCCAAAGCUUAUUAUUAGCUGUAAACCUUACGCAUUGUGACAGGAACUAAAUCCCAAUAUGGGUUUUUGAAAAAUUGUCCUUUAGUUUUUCACUUGGUUGACGUCAUUUCGAUAAUCAAAGCAAAGCCUUGUGUAAACUUUUGGUUAGGAGAUCAACAACUUGGGAGUGAAAUGAGUCGCUU
Molecule: messenger RNA, 861 nt
Organism: Eruca vesicaria subsp. sativa (arugula)
Lineage: Eukaryota; Viridiplantae; Streptophyta; Magnoliopsida; Brassicales; Brassicaceae
Source: the annotation of a GenBank genome assembly